Protopterus annectens (West African lungfish) is the source of this 5100-nucleotide messenger RNA. Its product is annotated as thyroid hormone receptor-associated protein 3-like. The transcript has 13 exons. Lineage: Eukaryota; Metazoa; Chordata; Ceratodontiformes; Protopteridae. Gene Ontology annotation, biological process: positive regulation of transcription by RNA polymerase II. Gene Ontology annotation, molecular function: transcription coregulator activity; DNA binding. The coding region runs from base 290 to 2698 and encodes 802 amino acids. Gene Ontology annotation, cellular component: mediator complex. The record is from RefSeq and is a predicted model, not a curated record.
CCGCAUGUAAUGUUCAGUCGCUUCACAACUCUCUGUUUACGGCGCGUUUCGGGUUUCCACGGCGGCCCGGAGGAUGAUCUCUUACGGUUGCUUGUAUGGAGUACAUGCCUACUGUGUUCCUGUCUAGUUUAUAAUGCACGUGGCUUUGAACAAUUUGGGAUAUGCUGUUUCUUGCGUUAUGAUGUGGCAGAAAAUUGCCAGUUACGAAUGAAUUGGCUACAGCAGGUUGCAAGCAUACCUAUCGAAAAGUGAAAGUAAGGUUAAACACUAAAAGGAGUGGCUGGAGAAAAUGUCAAAAGGUGGGAGGUCAAAAUCUAGUUCACGCUCCUCUCAUUCUGGAUCUAGGUCUGGUUCUCUGUCCUUAUCAAGAUCACGCUCUCGCUCAAGGUCACAUUCAAAAAAACAUAAACAUAGUUCUAGGUCUCGUUCAAAAUCACAUUCUCCUCAAUUACACAACAGGGAAAGACAGUACCCACGAGCUUAUCAGAAUCCAAAUCAGAAUCGUGACUUCAGGGGGCAAAACAGAGGAUACAGGAGACCAUUUUAUUUUCGUCAGCGUGGAAGAGGCUUCUAUCAACGAGGCCAGUACAAUAAUAAUCGAGGAGGUUAUGGAAAUUAUAGACAGAACUGGCAAAAUUAUCGUCCUAAUUACAGCCCACGAAGGAAUCGUUCCAGGUCCAGGUCUCCAAAACGAAGGUCUGCGUCACCUCAGUCUAGGAGCCGUUCUAGGAACUCUUGUAGAUCUUCCUCUGAUAGAUCAGAAAGAUCAUCUUCUUCUAGAUCUUCAUCUCCACAUAGUAAGUCUCCUCUUGCCAGGCGUAAAGGUUUAAAAUCAAAAAAAGCAGCAAAGGAGGCAAAGUUACCUGCUCAGGAGCAACGGGAAGCUGACUCAAAGGAAAGGAAAUCAAUUGAUACAGGAGAUCGCAGUAUCAAAGCAUCAGAAGGAUCUUCUGGAACUGCUCAGGUUGUUUCUGCUGCUUUGGAUGCUAGUCAGACUAGUUCUGCAGCUGCAUCAGCACUAAGUCCAACAAGAAAGAGUCCUCUACAUUCAGUUGUAGUAAAACGUUCUCCAGCUUUAUCGGUUCCAACGCAGAAACCUUCCCCACAUUAUAGCCCACCCAGGCCACAUGCUGUUCAGCAAAGUACUGGUAUAUCAAGUGUUUUACAUCGUAGUGCUUCAAGGCAGAGUUCAAGUCCAGUGAGAAAAACUUCUCCAAUUAACAGUAGCUCUCUAAAAGAGGAUAACAGGAUUGGGGAUAUAAGCCCACCAGCUGCCACAUAUAUAAGAAGAUACUUAGAGGAACAAAAGAGCAAAGCUUCUGGGCUUGAAAGAGAAAAUGGAAAAGAAAGAGAUCCAAAAGCAAUAGAGUUGGAGAAAGAAAGAAUUAAAGAAAAAAGCAGUGCUUCAGAAAUGAGCGGAGUGAAGUCCGAAUAUUAUUCCAUGACGAAUGAGAUGGAGAAGCUAUAUCGGAGCAGCCAGUCACCAAAGAGAAAGAAGCACACAGAGGAGUAUGAAAAAUGUGUGGCUGCUGCAGAAUUGUAUAAAGAUAGUCGAUAUGACCAGGAGGAUGCAGACGAGUUGGAAAAGAGUUCAUCUGGUUUACUGGCACAUGAACGUAAACUUUCACAAGAAUUAGUCCAUUGUAGCAAAAAGGAACAAGGAUUCAAGUCAAUCUUCCAACAUAUACAGUCAUUACAAUCUCAGCGUACUCCUUCUGAACUGUUUGCUCAGCAUAUUGUGACAAUUGUCCAUUAUGUCAAAGAGCAUCACUUUGAAUCCUCAGGGAUGACGUUAAGUGAACGAUUUUCUCUGUACCAGAGGAGAGCAGCAGAACAAGAAAUGGCUAAACAUAAGAAGAGCCCAGAGAUUCACAGGAGGAUAGAUAUUUCCCCAAGUGCCUUUCGUAAGCAACCGUUUCGUCUUGACGAGAAGAAAAAAUCUAGAGAAAACAGCCAUAAGGGAGAUAUGAAGUACCAGGAAGAUCCAGUUGACCUUCGCCUUGAUAUUGAGCAGCGCAAGAAAUUCAAGGAAAAACAUCCUAAAAGAAUUGGCUCAAGGGAGUCUGUAGAAUCGGAUGAUUCAAGCCUGUCAAGAGACCGUGCAAUUGAAAAAACAGAGAAACAUCUCAAAGGAUCUAAAAAGCACAAGAAGCAGAAAAAAAUGCGGGCUCGAUCCAGAUCGUCAUCGUCCUCAUCCCACACUUUCUAUUCAGAUAGAAGUGGAGAAUUCCAUGGGGAGCUGGAGGACAGGGGUGAGAUGCCUAUUUUUGACAAGUCCCGGCUUGGGCCAAGGGAUUAUGGUGGCCAGAUGGAAAGAGAACAAGGAAGAGGAGCCUUUCAGCAGCAGCAGCAGCAACGCAUGAGAGGAAGAGGAUGGAACAAAAGCAAUUUUGUAGGAAGUAACAGUAAUGACUUUCAGAAGCGAACAUGGGAAGAAGAAUGGGAUCCAGAGUACACACCAAAGAGCAAAAAAUAUUACCUGCAUGAUGACCGAGAAGGGGAAGGGGAAGACAAGUGGAUCGCUCGAGGCAGGGGAAGAAGCUCUUUCAUGCGAGGAAGAGGGCGCUUUAUUUACAAGAAGACUACCACUAGUCCUAAGUGGACACAUGACAAAUACAAAGGCAGUGGAGAAGAAGGAGAGCUUGAAGAUGAUGAUGACAGUGAAGGAGAUGAUAAAGAUGAGAAAAAAAAUGAAUAAUAUGGAGUGUAACAGUUGGCAGCUGUAUAGACCAAGAUCAGCAGUAUGACAGUAGCAUUGUCUAAUAAUUUUGCUACUGAGUUGUGACUGAAAAGAUCACUGUAUCAGUAACCUGGGACUAAAUGUGCAAGGAGGAACUUUUUGUACAGAAUAAGAUUCUGUUUCUUUAUCAACUUUUCCUAGAGGAAAAAAAAAGACUAGUGUAAUUUCUCUGAAACUCAGCCUUUUAGUAUAUGCCAUUGCUAUUUUUAUAUCCAAACUUGUGCAGUUCUGAUGGUACAAGUGAAAAAGAUAUACAUGGUCAUGUGAACUUGUUUGGACCACUUCUGCUUCACCAUAAACUUUUGGAGCUCUUAUGCUACUCUGGAUUUUACUGUGAAAAUUUUGGCCUCUACAUUUUGUCUACACUGCCUAAUUUUGUAGUAGGAUUUGAUGGAAGCAGUGGGUAUUUUUUAUUUAAUGUUCGAAAGGCUAAAGUUUGGCCUUGUCUUUUGAUUGUCAUGUUUCCUUCUUCCCAGCAGCACCACUGCAGUGAAUUGGCAAAGUUAGGCAACACAUUUGAUUCCAAGGAAUCAUUUUGGGAGUUGUAACAUGUUUUCUUAGUGUAUGGAGCCAGGCAAGCAUGGACAAUAUUUUUUUUUAAGUUAAUGCAGCUUUCUCUUUCAUGAAGGUAUUCGUUUGACGUGAUGCAGAUAUUUUUAGGUAUGUUGUGUUUGACAGCUCGGUAGAAGAGUGUAGGUAUAUACUUGCUGAAAACCUACUAAAAUGUGUACAUAUACCACUAUACAUUUUCUUAUUUUUAGCAUUUUAGUUUUCUGCAUCUGUAAUAUGGGCAGCUGUCCUGGGAUAUUAGCCUGUCAUUUGCAAAAAAUGUUCCAUACCAAAGAGUUAAUAGGAACUCUUAUGGGAGACUUUAGUUUGCAAGACAUCAGUAGCUAAAAACAAUUCUGUUUGGCUAAUAAAAAUGCCUGUGCCAUUGAUUGUUUCUGCAGUGCCCCUCUUCAUAUUACAUGUGAAUGAGGAAUGCCACUAGCAGUUAGCUGUUCUCCUCUAACUUUAGGUGUUGGACUGCUGAUUAUAUUUGAUGGCAUCCAUGGACUGCAGCAUUAUUGCUCGUCUCAAAGUAUCAAGCUAGGGCACUCGACAUGCAGUAUAAAGGACAACACAGUGAAAGGAAUGAUUAGUACUCCUUUAAAGAAAGAAACAUAUUGAAAAGUUAUUAAGCAUAUUAUUAUGCUGAGUUAUUAUUUUUAUGUAGUUUAAUGAAACAGUUUUGCCUUCAAAAAGUUUUCUUAUGCUUCCAAACACAAAGCUAUACAAAGGAAAAGCUAGUGUGAGCAUAUUGAAAGAAAAAUUCUGAUUGUUUUCAACUACUUUUCAUAAGGGUAUUAAACAUCAGUGCAAGCACGUGACUUUUUCCUGUUGCCAGGAAGACCACCUGAGUUUGGCUUUAGCUGUGUUCUCCCUCACCCCUACCCCACCACUAUCACCACUGUAGGAGAAGGUGUCUGAGGACCAUACAUUUCUGCAGUGGCUGUGGCUGCUUUGCUAAGGCUUGUAUGUUAGGCAGGACAAAACAGGCUGCCAGAGAAAGUUUACUGGUAGUGGCGGAGAAAGAACAAAAGUUGGUAUGUUGGCACUGUAGCUUCUGGAAGUGUCAGAUUUGACCUUUUCAUACCAUUCAUUCUGUUUCAUUCAUGGUUGCCAUCUCACCAUGUUCUUGGCACCUUUGGUGCAGCCACUAUGGAGUUCUCUCUUAUGAGAGUAGUUUAUCAAAAGGGUAUGUUUUCAUUUUCUGUCUGGUCAAUAGCAUGACAUAAUACAGUUGGCAGAUGACUAUAAGAAGUUAUAAAUAUAUCCAGUAAAACAUGACUGACUAGGACUUGUAGUGUACUUUUCUGACACAGGUGCCCAAAGAAGGUAGCCUUUCUGCUGUUACUGUAAAUACCAUUUUUUUUUUAAACAUAGUAUGGGAAGUUAAUAUCUGUACUUGAAUGUAAGAGAUACAAGUUCUAGCAGAGGGAUACUGAUUGCUAGAAAUCUCUCUAAUAAUAUACAUCUUAGACUGAUAACUUCCACUGUAAUUUUUGUGGCACAGAUACCCAGGUAGCCCUUCUACUGUAAAUACCAUGGGAUUUUUUACACAGUAUGGGAAGUUAUAACUGUACAUAGAUUUAUGAGAUUCAAGCACUAAAUAUUUUAAGUUAAUGGGAACAUUGCAUUUGUGUUUUGCUAUGUUUAUAAUUGGAUGAAGAUAAAUUUAAGUUUGAAAGAUUGUUGGAGCAAGUCAGUUGGUCAAAUAAAAAAAAAAUCAAUUUUUACAUGAUGCCAUACUAAAUUUGAUGUUCCUUCCAAGGUCGGAUUGCAGAUGUAUUUUAAGUAAAAGUGCUGCACAUUUUAAA